AUGCCACUCCGCCGCCGAGCGUGCAGGCCACCGCGUCGUUCCGCCGCGAGAGCUCCGCGGCGGAGGCGGGCCGCACCCGCAGCUCUUCGUCCUCGGCGGCGCGCUCCCCCGCCCCCGCGUCGAGCGCGGCGAGCCCGCCCGCCGCCGCGCCGCCCGACGAGGAGGAGAAUGGUGGACGGCAGACAACAGCCAACUCGGCGCGGACUCACCUGGGAUCGGCUACCGGCGCACCCCGAGCGUGGACGACAUCGUCGACGACGAGACGCUCCCGUGGGGCGAGUCCGUCCGUGGUCGACCUGCGGGCGGGGGAGGAGCGUGGCUCCAGGCCGGCGACCCCUCCUGCCGAUGGAGCUCGGCGGCGUGCCCGUGCUGCGGAGGGCCGAGGCGCCCGCGGUGGGCGCGGACGCCUCUUCGUGGCUCUGGCCGGCGGCCGCCGCGGCCGCGGCCGCGGGCGCCGUGGCGGCCGCGGGCGCUGUGGCGGCCGCGGGCUCGUCCUGGCUGCGGAGCGAGCCGCCGCCCUCGCAGUGGGUGAGUCGCAGGCAACAGGCCGUCCAGCCGAGCCACGACGAUCCCUCCGUCAGGUACGGCCAUGUGUACCACCGGGGCGCCAAGAGGGGGGAGCACGCCCGGCAGCACUACUACAAGUACGUGGGCGAGGGCCAGGGCGAGUUCCAGACGCAGGAGCUGCCGAGGGGCGGCCGUGGGGGCGUCGCGGAGCUCUGGUGGCUGCUCAUACCUUUGUGCUGCUGCUGUGGACGAUGGGUGCCUCUGCUGACGCUGAUACGCAGCGGCAUGGGAGGCGGUGCGGCCAUGGCCCCGGCGGCCGCCCAUGUGCCGUCCGCCGAGCUGGGGUUCGACUGCGACGUCGGGUACUCGAGGGCGCGGGACGAGUACACCUCCGUGGGACUGGACGGCGCGCGCAAGUGGUGCUGCGACCACUACGACAGAGGGUGCCAGCACGAGCAGGGAGGCCCAGAAGAGGAGGGGUACGACUGCAGCAAGGGCGUUGACAGGUGGAGGGAGGCGUGGUCAUCGGACAAGCAGUCCUGGUGCUGCGAGCGGGAGGGGCGAGGUUGCCCGCCCACAACAACGUCGACCACGGAGUACCAAUACAACUGCUCCGACGUGGCGCCCGGCUGCCUGGAGUGUAUGGAGGCGGAGUGGCCAAAGGAGAAGGCGAAGUGGUGUUGCUUGAGGAUGGGGCUGGGAUGCGGCGUGAUCGAGCCCCAGAAGGUGCGGUUCGACUGCCAGGCCGGGUACGACCGCUGGAAAACGGGGUGGUCCCCUCAGAAGAAGGAGUACUGCUGCAACACGACUGGCGUCGACUGCGACGAGGUCGACGAGUCCCCGAGUGCGACCAGCUCGAAGGCCGACCAUGACCGUGGCGCGGCGGCCGAGGCCACGACCACGACGACGAUGAUCGUGGUGGGCUCGCGCACCUGCAAGGACCGGAGCGGAGCCAGCGACGCGUAUUGCGGUACCUGUCGGCACCUCGUCCGCAUGGGGGCGUUCACGAGCUGCGACAACUACUGUCAGAGUUUCGGGCAGUUGUGCUUCCGGGCGGCGCAGGACAACAGCGCGAAGGUCGGGCAAGGUCCGUGCGAAGUGCAGAAGCAGGUGGACUGCGGCGACACCCUGGACCUCGACGAGCUGGCAUCCGACAACUCGUCCCUGGAGCGCCCCAUCCCUCCAUCAUGA
Prorocentrum cordatum is the source of this 1698-nucleotide messenger RNA. The record is from the annotation of a GenBank genome assembly. NCBI's taxonomy places the organism in Eukaryota, Dinophyceae, Prorocentrales, Prorocentraceae.